AUGAAGUACGGAGUGCCGAUGGUGGCGAUGCCGCUGCAAAACGACCAGGGGACGAAUGUGAGGUUGGUUGAGUAA
Messenger RNA from Linum tenue, 75 nucleotides. The record is from the annotation of a GenBank genome assembly. Lineage: Eukaryota; Viridiplantae; Streptophyta; Magnoliopsida; Malpighiales; Linaceae.